Molecule: messenger RNA, 1494 nt
Organism: Jaculus jaculus (lesser Egyptian jerboa)
Lineage: Eukaryota; Metazoa; Chordata; Mammalia; Rodentia; Dipodidae
Gene: Cndp1
Product: carnosine dipeptidase 1
Exons: 11
Coding region: 40-1494 (484 amino acids)
Biological process (GO): proteolysis
Cellular component (GO): cytosol
Molecular function (GO): metallodipeptidase activity
Source: RefSeq, a predicted model, not a curated record
UCGUCUCUCCUGGCGCUGCUGCUGCUGCUGGAGGGGGCGAUGCUCUCCUCGUCCCCUCCGCCCUCGGGACUGCUGGAGAAGCUCUUCCAGCACAUCGACCUGCAUCAGGAUGAGUUCGUGCAGACGCUGAAGGAGUGGGUGGCCAUUGAGAGCGAUUCUAUACAACCAGUACCUCGUCUCCGAAGGGAAAUCUUCCGGAUCAUGGCCUUGGCUGCAGACAGGCUCCAGCACCUGGGAGCUAGGGUGGAGUCUGUAGACUUGGAUUCUCAGCAGCUGCCUGAUGGUCAGAGUCUUCCUGUUCCUCCAAUCCUACUGGCCGAGCUAGGGGAUGAGCCAGAGAAACCCACCGUGUGCUUCUAUGGACAUCUGGAUGUUCAACCCGCUCAGCAGGAAGAUGGGUGGCUCACCGACCCGUACACACUAACGGAAGUGGACGGGAAACUGUAUGGACGAGGAGCAACGGACAACAAGGGCCCCGUCUUAGCGUGGAUGAACGCCGUGGGCACGUUCAGAGCCCUGCAGCAGGAGCUCCCUGUGAAUAUCAAGUUCAUUUUGGAAGGGAUGGAAGAGGCUGGUUCUGUUGCCCUGGAGGAACUUGUCAGGAAAGAAAAGGACAGCUUUUUCUCCAACGUGGACUACAUUGUGAUUUCAGAUAAUCUAUGGAUCAGCCGAAGGACGCCGGCGCUCAUCUUUGGAACCCGGGGGAAUAGCUAUUUCAUGGUGGAGGUGAAAUGCCGGGAUCAAGAUUUCCAUUCGGGAACCUUUGGUGGCAUCCUCAACGAACCAAUGGCUGACUUGGUGGCUCUUCUCGGCAGUCUAGUGGACUCAUCAGGACACAUUCUGAUCCCUGGAAUCUACGACCAAAUGGCUCCUCUUACUGAAGAGGAAAAGAAAAUGUAUGAAACCAUUGAUCUGGACCUAGAAGAAUACCAGAAUAGCAGCCAAGUGGAGAAAUUUUUGUUUGAUACCAAGGAAGAACUGCUAACACACCUUUGGAGGUACCCAUCUCUCUCUAUCCAUGGCAUCCAGGGUGCGUUCGAUGAUCCUGGAACAAAGACAGUCAUCCCUGGCCGAGUUAUAGGAAAAUUUUCAAUCCGCCUAGUCCCUCACAUGAAUCUAUCUCUGGUGGAAAAACAGGUGAAGCAGCAUCUUGAAGCUGUAUUCUCCAGAAGAAAUAGUUCCAACAAGAUGGCUGUUUCCAUGGUAAUUGGACUCCACCCUUGGAUUGCAAAUAUCAGUGAUACUCAGUAUCUCGCAGCAAAAAGAGCCAUCAGAACAGUGUUUGGAGUAGAGCCUGAUAUGAUCCAAGAUGGCUCAACCAUUCCAAUUGCCAGAACAUUCCAGGACAUCACCCAGAAGAGUGUGAUGAUGCUUCCGCUGGGGGCUGUGGAUGAUGGGGAGCACUCUCAGAACGAGAAGAUCAACAGGUGGAACUACAUAGAGGGUUCCAAGUUAUUUGCUGCCUUUUUCCUGGAGCUGUCGAAGCUCCACUAA